GCCGUCGCGGUCGAGCCGGGCCGCAGCCUCCCACGUCCGCCGUCGCGAGCGCAGUCCCCGGCGCGGGCACAGCUGCUGGGGCGAGCCCCGGGGACGCCGGGGUGGCGGCCACGAUGGUGGCCACGUGCCUGCAGGUCGUGGGCUUCGUCACGAGCUUCGUGGGCUGGAUCGGCAUCAUCGUCACCACGUCCACCAACGACUGGGUGGUCACCUGCGGCUACACCAUCCCCACCUGCCGCAAGCUGGACGAACUGGGCUCCAAGGGGCUGUGGGCCGACUGCGUCAUGGCCACGGGGCUGUACCACUGCAAGCCCCUGGUGGACAUCCUCAUCCUGCCGGGCUAUGUGCAGGCCUGCCGAGCCCUGAUGAUCGCAGCCUCGGUCCUGGGGCUGCCGGCCAUUCUCCUGCUGCUGACGGUUCUCCCCUGCAUUCGAAUGGGCCAUGAGCCCGGUGUGGCCAAGUACAGGCGGGCCCAGCUGGCUGGCGUCAUGCUCAUUCUGCUGGCUCUCUGUGCCAUCGUGGCGACCAUCUGGUUCCCGGUGUGCGCCCACCGCGAGACCACCAUCGUGAGCUUCGGCUACUCCCUGUACGCGGGCUGGAUCGGGGCCGUGCUGUGCCUCGUGGGCGGCUGUGUCAUCGUCUGCUGCGCCGGGGACGCCCAGGCCUUUGGUGAAAACCGUUUCUACUACUCCUCGGGCUCCAGCUCGCCCACUCAUGCCAAGAGUGCCCACGUAUAGAGGGCUCCGGCCUGACCGCGGAGCUGCUGCGGGUCCCGGGCCCGCGGCCCUAGAGUCGCUGCCCGGCCCGGGGAGGCCCCUGGGCUGCCAGGCUCCAAAGCCAAAGUUCUAGAAAAGCAUCCGGUCUGGCAUGUUUUAGUCUUGAUACCCCUCUCUCUAUUUGUUGCCUUAAAAGGAAUCUUUAGCUCAGAAAAUGCCCUUUUCUCAUAGUUUUGCCCAUUAUUAGCUUUUUUCUUGGGCAUUCCUUUGUUGUUCCCCAGGAUAUAUAUGGAUAGAUAUAUAUCCCCCCCCCCCGUUUAAAUUUUAAAUAUCUUGCAAACAUUGCUGAGUUGGGUGUGCGGAGAGGAAUAAAAGACCCUUUUCAAACUGUUACAGAUGAAAAUGGGAGCCUCAUAAAGAUGCCUCUCUGUUCGCUCCCUCCUCUUCGGCUCCAAGGUCACCUAGUGAUAAGCCAUAGAAAAAACUAGAACUGGGGACAUGGGGUGGGGAGGGAGGGGAUUGGGGAACUUCCCCUUUUGUAAGCUGAGGGCAAGGGGUGGGGAUAUUUUUUAGUUUGUGAUUUUACAUUUAUCUGUACAUACUUUUUCGAGGUUGAUCAUUUUUGUAACCAUGGUUUUCCUGAAAUUCUCGACUCAUCUGUAUGAAGGAAAUGAACCAAAUAGACUUCAAUGAUACGAUAAGUAACAAUACAUGUGCAUAUAACUCUAAUUGACACGCCGCCAAAUAUAUUUGAUUUCCAGGUUUGUAUGAUAUGGUUCUUAAUCCUACACUUGCGUAUGCCUCAACGUAACGCAUCUUUAAAGCUUCCCCCCUUCUCUGUUGUCAUUUUGUUAAGCCAUCUUGAAGCGAUGUUGUUUAACAUAAAUCGUGCUGUUGAAUUUGGCUUUACGGGUGUAAACACUGAUGGUGUAUCAGAAUCUGAGGCCCCAAACUCUCCAAACAUUGAUGGUGCAUUUUGUUCUUUAAGUGAAACCCAUGCAAUAAAAUAACAGACUGUAUGCAAAA
This is a messenger RNA of Canis lupus familiaris (dog), 1742 nucleotides long. RefSeq names its product claudin 11 (gene CLDN11). Bases 114 to 737 code for a protein of 207 amino acids. Lineage: Eukaryota; Metazoa; Chordata; Mammalia; Carnivora; Canidae. Gene Ontology annotation, cellular component: plasma membrane; bicellular tight junction. Gene Ontology annotation, molecular function: structural molecule activity. The transcript is spliced from 3 exons. The record is from RefSeq and is a predicted model, not a curated record. Gene Ontology annotation, biological process: cell adhesion; bicellular tight junction assembly.